CGCCCAUUAGCUUUAUACCUUAUCCACCGUACACUUAACAACGUCCCAUAAAAUAACCAAUUUGCAUCACCUGCAACUAUCGCCAAAGUAAAUCCCGAACGACCAUCUGACUGGCCGCAUGACCAUCCCAGCCGCUCAUCCGCCCAACCCUGCAACCCUCCUUGCAAGAUGGUCCGUUCUCUGCUUUAGUCGCGGUCUGAUCCGCGCGGGAGCAACGCUUGCCACAUUCUUCCCUCCUGGCAAUCCCAUCUACAUGCGACUAAACCAGUCACAUGGCAAGUCGGAGCAUCGGGUUCUCCCAAGCUCUAAACCUUCCCGCCCUCUACCGCUGAGACACCCAUCCACUACGUGUGCGGGGUUGGUAGAUCGGUCGGGUGUCGAUCCGGCUGAGUACAUCUACUGCUCUUAUGUUGGAGUGAAACUGCAAGUAUUGGUCUGAUUAGGACCUGAUCUGGUCCUUAGGCGUCAGGCGACCCUCGGACACACCACUCAGUGGACUGGACAGGCAGUUCCCAGCUGCAGUUGGCCAGUGUGGUCU
Aspergillus versicolor CBS 583.65 is the source of this 538-nucleotide messenger RNA. RefSeq lists its product as uncharacterized. The coding region runs from base 119 to 439 and encodes 106 amino acids. The transcript has a single exon. The record is from RefSeq and is a predicted model, not a curated record. NCBI's taxonomy places the organism in Eukaryota, Fungi, Ascomycota, Eurotiomycetes, Eurotiales, Aspergillaceae.